This is a messenger RNA of Lindgomyces ingoldianus, 1644 nucleotides long. RefSeq lists its product as uncharacterized. NCBI's taxonomy places the organism in Eukaryota, Fungi, Ascomycota, Dothideomycetes, Pleosporales, Lindgomycetaceae. The record is from RefSeq and is a predicted model, not a curated record. The transcript has 3 exons. The coding region runs from base 1 to 1644 and encodes 547 amino acids.
AUGGAACUCCAAGAUAUCGCGUUUGCCUACCUGAACCAAGCCGUCGACUUCUUUUGGGGCGAAGGAUCGCGCCAGUCUUCUUAUAAGAAUGGCCUAGAAGCCAGCCUGGUUCUUACCCGGGCUCACCUGAGAGAAGUUCAGAGUCUGAUUGAAGAACUUGACUGGGGUGAAGGCAUAGAGGGGAAAGAGAACAUAACAGACAAUCAGCAAGCAAACCAACGGCGGUUACUUUACCACGUUGAAGCAGGCCUGUCUCCCGUUCGGAAAGCCAUUGCUGGAAAUCUAGCUCUUCGUCGAAGGCUUGGAGAUUUACCGGCCAUGCAGGCUUUAGAAAACAGUAGACUCUUCUACUUCGGCGAUAUGGAAGAGCUCUAUUGGAAUGAGAUGGGCCUUGAGAUGGAUAAGUCGCGACUGACAGGGGAUCCGGGACCAUUAUUAAUGGCAAUCCAAAAAUGGAAAGCAGUCUCGCUCCGAGAUACCAUCUCUCGACGACUUGAACGUGGAGUGCGAGCUCCGGACUUGGUCACUUUUGGAGGAGCCGGAUCGAGAGUCCCUAGUAUCCCAACUGUGUUGGAUAUAGGAGACGAGCCGCCUGACUUUCAGGAAGAGUCAGUCUGGACUAUGGCUGAAAUCGCCGAAGCGCAUUUCGAGGAAGGGCAGAGUGUCAUAUUCGUUGAUUGGACGCGAUAUUAUGAUACCUUAUUCAUUGUCGCCUAUAACGGGACUGAAGGUCGGAUAAAAAAAGGUGUCGUAGAGAUGGAUUACCACAUGAUCGAAAAGUGGGUUUACAGUGAGUUGGGAGUAUCUUCCCUUCACCAAGGCCAAACAGACCGAAGGCGGUUACACAAAGUCACGCGGUUGAAAACUCUAACACCAAUUCUCGAGAAGUUGGAAGGAUUUGCAAAGCCUAAGGACUUGCUCGACGGGCUGGCCGACAAAUUGCUCCAGACGAGUUUUGCGAGUGGGAACGAAGUCACCCGCGAUGUUUUCAUGAGUCGGUCUCGAGGGGUUAGGCUCUUGCAUUACCACGGACAUGCAUAUCUAGAAGCAGCUCAGCGUCGAGACCGAGCAUUGCAGCUAGAACCUCGACUUGCUACCGCAGGCUUGCCCUGGGACGAUGGCCUAUUGAGCGUGAUGGAAAUCUUCGACCUGCAGCUAGACUCAGCAGUGGUAGUCCUCCUAGCGUGCGCAUCUGGCGAGGACGAUGUCGCGCCGAACGAUGAUCCCCUGGGACUGCUUUCGGCGUUUCUGUGUGCUGGUGCUACCAGCGUAAUUGCCACCCGAUGGCCCACGCAGACAUCUGACGCCAGAGAAUUUGCUAAAAGUUUCUACAAAAGGGUGUUUAGCAGCAGGAAAGACGGCAUUGUCAACCUCGCUGUUGCAGUUCAGGCAGCUGUUCUUGAACUGUGGGAGGACUGGGAUGAGGAUGAUCCCUACCACUGGGCGCAGUUCCAGCUUCGUAAGUUAAAGGGGAGCGAGGAUUGCGAAUUUCGUAGGUCUAACUGCGUACAGAUGGAUCUUGGUUCGGAAAAAUCUAGGGAUGAUGGCAUAGUAAGCGGCUGGAAGAAAACACUUAAACCGUUCGCGUUAUCGACGACCGUCAUCCACUUCCUGUUCGAUGUUGACUCGGUGCUAGUAUCUUGA